AUGUCGCUCACGCACCGCAAGCGGCUGGUUGCCAAGCUCAGGGAGCCAGUCUCCCCUUUACUGCCUGCCGAGGACCCUGAUUCCCAGCCCCCCAGUAGUAAGCGGCUCCGUCUUGAGGAGCCUGGCGGUGUCUCUGAGGCGAAAUGGAGGCUGCCUUUGGUGCCUCGCUUGUCUGAGGAGGAAAAAGUCUGGGAGUUGUCGCCCAGACCUUUCAAGGCGCUCCUUGUUUCGGGGAACGUGAUUUUCGAUAAUUCCACAGACUUGCAUGUGGAGAAAUCAGCCAGUGAGAUGCAGAUAUGUAAUCUGAGAUGCCAACAUAGCCAAUUUGAGAUGAAGAGUUGUGUGCAAUCGCCCCCCUCACAAAGUUUUGAUUCUGAUUUGAGGGCUUCCAGAAGUUCUUCGGAACCAGGACUGAAUGUCAGGGAGGUUUUCAGUGUGCACUGCAGUGAUAGAGCCCAAGCAGAAGUUGGUCAGCUUCUGCCCAACGCCUCUGUACACGAUAUACAUCGAGUUAAAAAGGAGGAUGGAAAACAAUAUCUAGUCCAAGGAAGAGACAAUAGUCAGCAAGACAAUAGUUAUAUAAAACAGACAGAAAAUCUAUUCUUGGGUGUUACCUUUUACAAGGAAACUGAAUCAACAUUUCAUGAAAUUAAAAACAUAUGUAAAGCUGAUCCUGUCAUGCCAUCAAAUGUAAAAGAAAACAACACCUUUUCAGUAUCUACUCUAAAAAUACCAAAAUCUCAAAACAAGCCCAGCAAGGAAAUUGCCAAACCUAGCUAUUUUAGAGCUAGCAGCACAAUAAGUAUCCCUGAGUUUCCAACUGAUUUAAAUAACAAAAUGUGCCCUGUCUAUUUAAAGGAAAUAGCAAAGAAAAAGAGUGACAAUGAUGAGACAUAUGUUAGGGAUUUCACAAACAUUUACUGGUCCCAAAAUAGACUGUAUGUUAAGAAGCAAAAGUUAAAGGAUGAUAAAAAAUUUGUGGAUGCAGAAAAUAUUUUUUCUGAAUGUUAUGAAAGUAACCACCAGUCACUCAGCAACCAAAGUAUUUGUGUGAGAAAAAAAGACCUUAUCAGUUUACACUACUAUAACCACAGUAAUAUUGAGUCUGAUGUAAGAGACUCUGAAAAGAAUUUUACUAUAAAACUACAAAAUGAAAAUUGGGAAGAAGCAAAAACACACCUGGACAGUUACAUAUAUACCAGAUUAGAAAAAUCUCAAAGCUGGGACUGUAAUAUUAGACAUAUUUUGAGAAAAAAGAGGGAAAAUAGUUGGAUUAUGGAUAAUUACAAAACUAAAUGUGAAAAUAUGAAAAAAACUGGAGAAAAAUUGAAUUUGCUAUGCUUACUAGAAAUAGAUCUUUUCAGCAAAGUAGAUGAUUAUAAUACAAAAGUCAUGAAUACACAUGAAGAACAAUCAAAGCUUUUCAUGAUAGCAACACUGAGUCACCAAAAAGCUUUAAUAAAUUGUUUUUGGUUAAAUGCUGAAGGAGAAAACAAUAAUAUGCUACAGUUGAAAUAUUAUAGUACACAAAAAGGCUUUUCUUUAAGCCAUAUGUUUGAGAGUUUCAUUACAGAAAGUUUUUGCUUCUGUGAAAGUAUUUUAGGAAAUGAAAAAGAUAAUAUUUUAAAUUGGUAUGAAAUUUUGAAGUGUAUAAAGCAAAUUGAUGUUCAAAAUCUAAUAACAAGGAAUAUGAAUGUCAAUAGAGAGACUAAUAUUUUAAGCAUAUAUUUACAAACCGAUGUUUCAAAACCUCUAAAUAUCAUAUGGAAAACCAACAUAACUUCUUUGCUCAAUAACUUUGACUUUUUACCCAGAAUUGAAAAUGAUUCUAAAUUAGAAGAGGGAAGCAUUUUCAAAUGGAUAUUGUAUUUGGAUUAUCCAAAAAAUGUGGUGAAAAAUCAUAUUGUAUAUCUAGAAAGGACUUUAACUUUUUCAAAACUAUUAAAAUAUAAUAUAAAACCUAUGUUAGAGAAAAGAAAGCUAUUUAAAACUGAACAAGUUUUUGAAGAGUCUAAGAAAAACCCCAUCAAUUCCUUUGGUAUGACAACUAAAAAUAUACAUUUUCCAAUUUUUGAAAUAUAUGAAAAAAUUCUUCUUUCAAUGGACUGUGAUGACAUGGACAAAAUUUCUUUGACAAAAGAAAUUAGUUGCAAGAGUAAGAAUUGUCCUGAACAAGUCAUGAAUAUGGAAAAUUGGGACCACUGUAGUACUAAUACAAUUAAAACACAUGUUAAGUCUCUUCCUGAAUUCACACAGAACAGCUAUGAAUAUAUUAAUGAAAAAUUUUAUGAAAUCAAUAUUCACAACCAAGAUUUAGAUACAGAAAGAAAACUGGAGCAUAAUAAGAUCAGUAGCUUUAAUUUUAAGUACAUAUUUGAAGAUUUCUUCAAUAUUAGGCAAAAAACCACGCUGCCAAGCCACAGCACAGAACAUAGUAAACCAACCAAUUCCACGAUCAUAACUCAGGUGCUCAAUUUUGAGAGUUUGCUGAAAAGUGAAAUUGAAGGAAAGAAACAUGACUUAAUUUUGAAGGAGGAAGAAAAAGCUACAGUACAAAGUUUAACAAGCAAUUGCCAAGUUCAUAAAGAUAUUAAGAUAAGAAAGGAAGAGAAAAAUAGUUUUUAUUCAAUGGACGGCAUGCUUUCUGUGCAACCAGUUUCCUUAAUGAGAAAGAAAGUAAAUGUGGAAAAAACUAAAUAUGUUAAUCAAAAUAAUCUAGCUGACAGAAAUAAAGAUGAGAGUAUUUUGCAAGAAAGUGAGUUAGCUAAUUUAAAGCAUUUUCAUCCAAAGAAUGACUUUACAGAAUGUGUUAACUAUCAAUUUGAAACUGAUCUGAGCAUAGGGAACAAUGAAUGUUUUCAGGACUUAACUGCCAAGUGUUUAUCAACAGAAGCUCUGACAAUAGCUAAAGAUUUUGAGACGAAAAGUAAAUUUGAUUUAGUACUUGAAGAACUUCGUAUGUUUCACGAAAUUAGUAAGGAAAAUGAAAUGCUAAGUGUCAUGGAAACAAACAAUGGGCAAGGAAAUUACUUUGGAGAAAAUAAUGGUGUUGAGGAGGUAAAAAUGGAGAUUAAAAAAGAUUUGAAAAUGGGUACAGUCAACAAAAUAUGUGCAUCGUCUUUGCUCUGUGAUACUGUAGCAGUUCCUAAUAUGCAUAAAAGACACCAAAGUUUAUUUAAAUGGAAACCAGUACCCCAAAAUAAAGAACAGGAAGUUCCUAAUGAAUGUUGCUACCCAAGAACAUCAGAGGAAGAAGUACUCUAUUCUACGUCUGAGGAAGAUUGUGAGAAACCUUCACCUAAAAGACCUGCUUUUUUCUCUGAUGAAUUUAAGGAAGAAAAAUCUAAUUAUUUCCUGAAGGGAGGUAGUAAUUUUUCACAUGGAAUUUCAAGAGUACUACCUCUUAAGACAUGCAGUCGACCAAUCAGAAUUGGUUUGUCAAGAAAAGCUAAGCUGAAACAACUUCAUCCCUAUCUAAAAUAAAUAUGUUACGGGAAGUUAAAAGAAGAUAUUGGACUUUAA
This is a messenger RNA of Rhinolophus ferrumequinum (greater horseshoe bat), 3522 nucleotides long. RefSeq names its product RAD51 associated protein 2 (gene RAD51AP2). The record is from RefSeq and is a predicted model, not a curated record. NCBI's taxonomy places the organism in Eukaryota, Metazoa, Chordata, Mammalia, Chiroptera, Rhinolophidae. The transcript has 3 exons.